AUGUCCGUCACGGAAAGACCGGCCGAUUUCCACGUGCACAGGCCGGCCGGCCCGCACACACACCUCGAGCCGUUCGCCGCGUUCGAGCGGCAGAAAGGCCCGGGCACCUCCGCGCUCGUCGUGUUGAACACGCCGCUCCACCGCGUCGAUGUCCGCGCCCUCUGGGCCCACUCGCCCGUGCACGUGUGCGCGGACGGCGGCGCCAACAGGCUCUACGAGUACUUUGCCGACGCCGCGGAGCGCGCCCGCUUCGUGCCCACGUACAUCACGGGCGACUGCGACUCGCUCCGCCCCGACGUCCGGGCGUACUACGAAAGCAGGGGCUGCACGGUGAUCCCCCAGUACGGGCAGUACGCGUCGGACUUCAUGAAGGCCAUCAAGGUGGUGCUUUUGCACGGCUGCGCGGCCGGGCGGGCGGCGCUCCAGCUCCCGGUCGAGCCGGACGCGGGUCUCGACGGGCUUGUGGAGCGCCUCGUGGAGCGCCCCGUGGGCGCCGACGGCGCGCCGCGCACCACCGCCGUCCACGUGGCGGGCGGCGUCGGCGGCCGCCUCGACCAGACGUUCCAGCUGAUCAACCAGAUGUACGCCGUGCAAGCGGCGCACGCGUGGGUGCACGUGGUGUUCUUCACGCCGCAGGACGUGGUGUUCUUGGCGCCGCGCGGCGUGACCUACGUGACGUACUCGGCGCGGGCCGUGUUCAACGCCAGGGACAGGGUGCCCCGGUGCGGGCUAUUGCCCUUUGGGCGGAGGACCGUGCUCAGCAGCCGGGGGCUUCUCUACGACGUGGCGGGCUGGCCGUCGGAGAUUGGCGGCGCGGUGUCGUCCAGCAACGGCGUGUGCGGCACCGACGGCUUUGUGGUGGAGAGCUCGGAGGACGUGGUGGUCAGCGUGGAGGUGAGCCGGGCCUUGCCGCGGCCGCCGAGCCCCGUGGGCCUGGGCUCUCGAUGA
Molecule: messenger RNA, 948 nt
Organism: Metschnikowia bicuspidata var. bicuspidata NRRL YB-4993
Lineage: Eukaryota; Fungi; Ascomycota; Pichiomycetes; Serinales; Metschnikowiaceae
Product: thiamine diphosphokinase
Exons: 1
Coding region: 1-948 (315 amino acids)
Biological process (GO): thiamine diphosphate biosynthetic process; thiamine metabolic process
Molecular function (GO): thiamine binding; ATP binding; thiamine diphosphokinase activity
Source: RefSeq, a predicted model, not a curated record